AUGACGCCAUUUGUAGACGUCUUUGUCGAUCUCUCGCGGCGCGGUCCGAUUGGGGUGCUGCGAGAUGACGAUGUCAGCGCCUCGCCUCUCGAGUUCCUCGAUCAGCCAGCCUGCAUCGAACGCUUUAUCCGCGAUGAAACCAUCGAAUUGGCCAAAGCCCAGGCUUUGGAGAUUGAGAAGCUGAAGCAUCAGCUGGCGGGGCACAAUCGGCACCGUUUUGGAUCAAAAUCUGAGUCAGCCGACCAACUCAACUUGCAGCUUCGACUGGAAGAGGAAGAGACCGCCGCAGCCAGUGUCGUUGCCAGCGAAGACACCAGUGCUCCAUCCGAGCCAAAGCAAAAACCGAAGCGCAAGCCAUUGCCGCCAGAACUGCCACGCAAUGAGCAAGUAUUGACCCCCGGCGAGACGUGCAAAUGCGGCGGAUCGUUGCGGGCCAUCGGUGAGGAUGUGACUGAAGAACUGGAGUAUGUUCCCGGUCGCUUUGUCGUGAACCGGAUUGUGCGCCCACGCAUGGCCUGCAAAUGCUGUGACAAGAUCGUUCAGGCGGCUCUGCCCUCACGCCCCAUUGAGCGCGGUCGCCCCGGUGCUGGCCUCUUGGCGCAUGUGCUGGUCUCGAAGUAUGCGGAUCAUUGCCCCUUAUAUCGCCAAAGCCAGAUCAUGGAACGCGACGGAAUUGAUCUCGACCGCUCCACUUUGGCCGGUUGGGUCGGGCAGUCCACAAAGCUUCUGGAACCGUUGGCUGAUGCCAUCGGUCGACACGUCCGUACCGGCGCAGUCAUCUUCGCAGAUGACACCCCGAUAAAAAUGCAGGCCAGAAAGAAAUGCGCAACGGCGCGCAUUUGGACCUAUGUCCGCGAUGAACGGCCCUGGGAUAGCCAGGCGCCACCGGCGGCGUGGUACAAGUUCAGCACAGAUCGGGAAGGCAGGCAUCCUACCGAACAUCUGGCCAACUACCAAGGCUGGGUCCACGCGGAUGGCUAUACCGGGUUCAACGAUAUCUUCGCCAAGGAAGCUGUUUAUGAGAUGGCCUGCAUGGCGCAUGUGCGCCGCAAGUUCGUCGACAUCUUCCAGUCGCAGGGAUCGCAGAUCGCCGAAGAGGCCAUCCGCCGGAUUGCACUUCUUUACGUGGUCGAAAAGGCCGCGCGUGGCAAAUCGCCGAAUGAACGAGUCGCGCUGCGCCAGCAGGACGCCAAACCCGUGUUCAACGAACUGGAAGCCUGGCUUGCCGCGCAACCGGACCGUAUCUCGGGCAAAUCUGAACUGGCCAAGGCGAUCCGGUAUGCCUUGGGUCGCAUGAAGAAGAUGCGCGGAUAUCUGGAAAACGGUUCCCUCGAACUCGACAAUAAUUGUGCGGAGCGCUCAAUCCGCUGCGUGGCUCUCGGGCGCAAAAAUUAUCUCUUCGUUGGCUCCGAAGGCGGCGGCAAAGCCGCGGCAAUUGCAUACACCCUCAUCGAAACGGCCAAGCUCAACGGCGUCGAUCCGCAAGCCUGGCUCACAUGGGUUCUUGCGCGCAUCGCUGAUCACAAGAUCACUCGACUGGACGAGCUACUGCCCUGGCGUUACGCUGCAUCCGCAGCGUAA
Molecule: messenger RNA, 1581 nt
Organism: Hippocampus zosterae (dwarf seahorse)
Lineage: Eukaryota; Metazoa; Chordata; Actinopteri; Syngnathiformes; Syngnathidae
Exons: 1
Coding region: 1-1581 (526 amino acids)
Source: RefSeq, a predicted model, not a curated record